Carassius gibelio (silver crucian carp) is the source of this 4941-nucleotide messenger RNA. RefSeq names its product peroxisomal biogenesis factor 6 (gene pex6). Lineage: Eukaryota; Metazoa; Chordata; Actinopteri; Cypriniformes; Cyprinidae. Bases 21 to 3242 code for a protein of 1073 amino acids. The transcript has 17 exons. Gene Ontology annotation, molecular function: ATP hydrolysis activity; ATP binding. Gene Ontology annotation, biological process: protein import into peroxisome matrix. The record is from RefSeq and is a predicted model, not a curated record. Gene Ontology annotation, cellular component: cytosol; peroxisomal membrane.
CGCAUGCGCACAUUUUCAACAUGGCGGCUCCCGUGAAGUUGCAGUGUCUUGAUGACUUUCCAACACAUAUUCAUCCUCUACAUGUGCUUAUCAACAAAACACAAUUUACUCAAAAGUUCCCGGGCUACACUGGAUCCACAUACGCGUUGUUAUUGUCUCUGAUAGACCAGCAGUCCCCCUGUAAUCGGGGCUUUUUGGUGUGCGCGCACGCGACUCCGGAUGAAGAGACCGAUGUAAACAUUCCCACGUGUCUCGCUGUUUACGUGAGCAUAUCUUUCCUCAAACACUACGGACUGAAGGAGCACUCGCCAGGAACGAUUCGCCCACAGUCUCUGCUGCCUUUAAAGAAGAUUGUGAUCGGGGCUCGGACGAAGCAGAGCUUUAAAUGGGCUUCUUCAGAGAAGUUCUCCAAUGCUCUGCUGAUCCUAGCCUCCUGUCACGGACAGACUCUGCUGGCGAGGCAAGGCGACGCGCUUCUGAUCCCCUACCAUCAUUUACUGGGGGAAGAAGCCUCACAGGUGCAGCAGUACCUGUCGGAGGUGAUGGUGCUGGAGUGCACCCCUGUCAGUCAGGGCAGGAUAACAGUGGACACUAGUGUGGUGGUGUCAGACUGCAGAGAUCUGGACCUGACCAACACCAGCAGCACAAGCAGACUGUCCGCUUCCUCGCUCUUUGUCUCUGAUUUUGCCCAGUAUGCCAGUAGCUUGAGUUCUGGUAGCUCUUUGCUGAACACUAAAGUGUUGGACUUCAGUGCUUUCCUGCAGGCUCUUGAAUGCAGACUUGAUGUGAGCGUGGUAGACGUCUCAAAUCUCCAGAAACCUGGAGGAAUUCUGUCUAGACUAGAGCAGAAUGAAGGAUUGGAUGUCGACAGCACUAUUUUUGUGCACAAGAGCUUGUUACUGAAGAUGGGUUUGUUUAACGGGGAGUGGGUCAUUGCGUCCAUCCCAGCAGACAAGACGAAGAAGACCUCUCUGAGUCCAGUCCUCGGUGACCGGGAGAGUAGCUGUUCAUUUCCCUUUAAGAAGCAGGGACGUGUUCAUCUGGUUUCUAUCAGAGCUUUUGAAUCAGUUAGACAGCAAGACAUGGAUAUGAAUGACAAUGUGGGCUUCAUUUCACCGGUUCAGUGGUUUAACCUGGCAGACGGGAUGGCAGUGCCUGUCGGAAAUAAGACCAUCAAAAUUAAGAGGUGGAAUAAGGAGUCGUCUGAGGCUGGGUCUCAGAUCUCCGUGAGCGCGUGUCGAUGUGCAGCGCCGCUGUUUGCUAAAGAGCUGCACAUCGAAGCCGUCGUAUCUCCAGACUACAACUCCCAUGGGCCCUUCGACAGCAUCCUCUACAAGCACUUCAGCACACCCAGGCUUGUUCAGCGGGGGAGUAUAUUGGGAAUCCCGUCAGAAGGACAUCCUGAUCUGAUCGAGAACAGCUCUGAAGGAAUCCUCAGGUGGCCUGUGCUGUAUUUCAGAGUGAAGCAGGUGUGCGGUUUCUCCGCUGAGGAGGAAGAGGUUUCUUCAUAUCUGGCUGAUUCCAGUCACACUUCACUAUACAUGGGAGGCUCCGCCCACAGCCGCUCUCCCUGCUCUGUGCUGCAGAAGGGUUCAUCUUUCUGGACGAGUCUCUGUCCCCCGGGUCUGUCCAGCACUGUGGAGCAGCUGCUCACCAUCAUCCAACCUCACUUCAGCGAAAGCUCUCUAACAUUAAAGAGAGGCUGUUCGGUUCUUCUGAUGGGUCCCAAUGGCAGUGGUAAAGUCACGGCGGUAAGAGCAGCUAGCAGGAGGCUGCAUCUGCAUCUGAUCAAGGUGGAUUGCGUCGGUCUCUGUGCAGACACUGCAGCUGCGUGCGAGGUGAAGAUGAAGUCUGUCUUUGAGAGAGCGGAGCUCCAUCACCCGUGUGUUCUGCUGCUGAGAAACCUGCAGCUGCUCGGCCAGUCGCGAGACGGCCCUGAGACCGACUCCAGGGUCUCGUCCACCCUCUGCCAGCUCGUAGCAACUGCUCACGCCAGUGUGGUGGUGGUGGGGUCUGUGAGCAGCCAGCGAGAGCUGUCCUCAGAUGUGAUGGCAGCGUUUGUGCACCAGGUGACGAUAGAGAGUCUGUCUGAGGCGCAGCGCAGGACGAUGCUGUCCAGCCUCAGUGAGGACCUGCUGUUGGGAAAAGACGUCAAUCUUGGCCAGAUUGCCAAAAAGACUGCUGGUUUUGUUUUAGGAGAUCUUUGUGCACUUCUUACCAGUGCUGGGAAAGCUGCUCACAGACGACUUCUGCAGACGUAUUUUCCAGAAGCGGCGAGUGAACAGGAAGAGGAGGAUCUGUGUGUCUCUGGGGUGAGCGUCACGUCUGAGGACUUCAGCGCUGCUCUGGACGUCCUGCAGGAGGCACAUUCACAAGCCAUCGGAGCCCCAAAAAUCCCGUCGGUCAGGUGGCAGGACGUUGGUGGACUGCAGCAGGUUAAGAAGGAAAUUCUGGACACGAUUCAGCUUCCUCUGGAGCAUCCAGAGCUGCUCUCGCUGGGGCUGCGGCGCUCCGGACUGCUGCUCUACGGGCCGCCUGGCACCGGGAAGACCCUGCUGGCUAAAGCCGUCGCCACCGAGUGUACCAUGACCUUCCUCAGUGUGAAGGGUCCUGAACUCAUCAACAUGUACGUUGGUCAGAGUGAAGAGAACAUUCGAGAAGUGUUCAGAAAGGCCAGAACCGCUGCUCCCUGUGUUAUUUUCUUUGAUGAGCUGGACUCUUUGGCUCCUAAUAGAGGACACAGUGGAGACUCAGGAGGGGUGAUGGACAGGGUUGUGUCACAGCUUUUAGCAGAGCUGGACGGUCUUCAUUCGUCUGGAGAUGUCUUUGUGAUUGGAGCAACUAAUCGCCCAGAUCUGCUGGACCCAUCCCUGCUCAGGCCUGGCAGGUUUGAUAAGUUGGUGUAUGUGGGAGUGAAUGAAGACCGAGAGUCUCAGCUGCAGGUUCUGAAGGCAGUCUUGCGCAGGUUUAAAGUGGAUCCCAGCGUGUGUCUGUCCGAGGUCGUGGAGUCCUGUCCUCCUCAGCUGACCGGAGCAGAUCUCUACGCGCUCUGUUCGGACGCCAUGAUGUGUGCCAUCAAGAGGAAGAUUUCUCGAAUCACUGAAGGUGUGGAUUCGGAGGCCAGCGCUCUGAUUCUGUGUUCAGAAGACUUCAGACAGGCUCUGGCAGGUCUUCAGCCGUCCGUCUCUGAGCAGCAGCUCAACAGAUACAAGCUAAUCCAGCAGAAAUUCACCAUAAAAUAACAUCCCAAACACUCGCCCAUCUGAAAUCAUUCCUCUGGUGGGACCUUCUGAAGCUCAGACCAGAGCCAGGGUGAUGAAGCUUCUCUCAUUGGUCCAUAUGGUUGAAUAUUUAAUGUCAAAUAUAGUCUGAUUGGCUGUGAUUGUUUUAUAUUGCACAGUAGUUUCACCUUCAUUGUGCACACAGAUCAAACGACAUAAACCUGCAUCAACAUCUGGUUAGGACACAGUAAUCAAAAUCUUUUUCUAUAAUUAUUUAAAAAUCAUGUCUAAAGAAAAUAAAUUAAAGUUGAACCUGUUCAUGUUAACUUGCCUAUCCCACAGGAUCUCUGUGUAACUUCCUCAAUGGGUUUCAUAAUUAAUGCUUGAACAUAAAUUGAAAAAUGCAGAAUCAGAUGCCAUUUAAGAAAUUAGAUUAAAUAUAACGAAUGCUGAUUUCUAACUAGCACUGCAAAAACCACAACUAAAGAGAAACUUCAGCUAGACUGUGUGUGUGUGUGUGUGUGAGAGAGAGAGAGGUGUACUUAAUUAGUGUUUUCACGUAUGAAUUGAAGUUAUUCAAACAUAAUAGAUAAAUUCACAUGAAUCAUCCUCAGGGCUUUGAUUUUAACAUGUUGGCACACAUUGGUCACACUUUAUAUUAAGUGCUUAGUUUUGGAUCAUUUAAUUAGUAAUUAAUUAAUUUGCUAUGCAAAUGUUAUAAAUGGCUGUUAUCAGUGGUUUAUGUCUAAAAAUGUUUUUGUCCCAAAUUUUUUGGGAUUUAUCUGAUUUUAUAAAUGUGUAAUUACUAUUUCAUUACUAUGUUAUCACAUAUGUAACAAAGGACAAAUGGGACGACUUAAUAUAAAGUGUUACCUUGUUUAUUCAAAGAAUUGCUGAAAAGAAUCAAAAAAUUAAACGUAUGCAAUUCUUCAAAGAAGUCUGUGCUUGCUUUCACAUUAGUAGCUAGGGAGAGAAGACAAUAUGAACACAAAAAACAAUUUUUCUAUAGAAAAAAAAUAAGUUUCAAACUAUGUAAGCAUAUAUUUUUACUCAUUGUUCUGUAGCUUGUUGCUGGAAGUUACUUGAAGCAAAUGUGAUGAGUGAAUCUCAUGAAAAAUGUCAUAUUUCACCCCAUAUUUCACCCCGAUCUCAGUUGAAACCAGAAUCAAGUUAGAAUUUGAAAAUAUAAUUUAUAAAAUUAUAUGAUAAAAAUAUACAAAUAUUGAAUAAAAACAUGUAUAAAAUAUAUGAAUUAUAUUUUUCAUAAAGAAUUUUACAUCAAAUUUUUUAUUAUAUUUAUACCUGAUAUCAUUUGUUUACAUUUUUAUUAGUGUACCAUAGUAAUGAGAAUCUAAUGAGUAACUGUUGAGAGAGAGAGAAGAGAAACAUUUCAGUAAUUUGGGGGUAAAAUGUUCUUAAUUGUCAUGAAAAUAAUGUCACAGUGUAAACAGAAAAGAUAAUGGUCCUAAAGAAUGGUAAUGUUCUUAAUGCAAAAUAUAAUUAUUUUUUUCCUUGGAUUUUGUGUGAUACACUGUAUGAGCUAGAUUUGACAUGCUUUAUGAGAUUCACCUAAUAAUUAGUGAAGUUUUUAUUAAUAAUUAUGUGGACGUCUUCAGUAAAAACUAAUUACUUGUAUAAGCUGUCAAAUAGCUGCUUGAUUUUUUUUGUUGUUUGUUGUUUUUUUGUUUUUGUUUUUUUAAUAAAAACAAAUUCUCAAUCA